This is a messenger RNA of Phytomonas sp. EM1, 353 nucleotides long. The record is from the annotation of a GenBank genome assembly. NCBI's taxonomy places the organism in Eukaryota, Euglenozoa, Kinetoplastea, Trypanosomatida, Trypanosomatidae.
GGAUGUCAUAUUAUAAGUACCAAAGCAAGCAUUAAAAGGAAAAAGGGUGAUAAAAUUGAGCUGACGGGAACGCUAUGAGCCUCGAUACUACCGUAAAGUCUCCCUCCACCCCCGCGCCCAAAGGGCGGAGCGUGGAGCAUCUUCAAUAUAAAGAAAACUUCGACUACGAGGGCAGGGUUCGCGUGGAACAAAAUAGGGAUGUGCUAGUAGCGGACUACAGCCGAUAUCUCGAGGAACAUCCGGAAAUUACGGAAAUAUUGAAUGACAUGGUUCUGCACCUGCUCAUCCUCAAGCCGGAUAAUCCCUUGCAGGAGAUGCGUUCCUACAUGCAGGCACGCCUCAAUGUAUUAUAA